AUGGAAACGCUCGCUUCUUCUAGAAGGUCGAAGGACCCACAGGCUCGACGGGAGGCCCCGCUGUGGGUCAGGGUCGGGGGCGUGAGGCGACUCUGUGGUGGCGGGGCCUGGACCGACAGCCACUUGGAAGUGCGGGUGAGCGUGGACGUGGAGAGCCCGACGAGACCCCGACGGAGACCCCGACGAGACCCCAGAGCCCUCUGGCUGGGAAGGGCAGUUCUCACAAGCCCUGACUCUGAAACUUCCCAGCAGUUCCUUGUGGUUUUGGCCGCCUUUGCCUCAGCAAACACGAACAGCAGACGCCAGGAGACGGAGGCCCUGCCCGCCCGGUCGGCCUGCGGGGCGCCCCCUCCCAGGGCUGUCCAGCUGUAG
This is a messenger RNA of Rangifer tarandus platyrhynchus (Svalbard reindeer), 372 nucleotides long. Lineage: Eukaryota; Metazoa; Chordata; Mammalia; Artiodactyla; Cervidae. The record is from the annotation of a GenBank genome assembly.